This is a messenger RNA of Prionailurus viverrinus (fishing cat), 914 nucleotides long. It is a transcript of the gene MRPS15, whose product is annotated as mitochondrial ribosomal protein S15. The record is from RefSeq and is a predicted model, not a curated record. Gene Ontology annotation, biological process: translation. NCBI's taxonomy places the organism in Eukaryota, Metazoa, Chordata, Mammalia, Carnivora, Felidae. Gene Ontology annotation, molecular function: structural constituent of ribosome. Gene Ontology annotation, cellular component: ribosome. The transcript is spliced from 8 exons. Bases 116 to 895 code for a protein of 259 amino acids.
ACUGCACUCCAUUGGUCGAGCCUGAGCCAGCAUGGCGGCGCCCUUGUAACGCGGUCCGUGCCGCAAAAGGGACGGCGGCGGCGGUGGCGCCGGCCCCGCGGGGUCACAAGUCGGCAUGCUGAGAACAGCGUGGAGGGCGCUGAGGUCGCUUCCGACCCAGGCAGUGGCCCAGGCUCCAGUCCGCGGGCUGCCGGGCGGAGCGUGCGCCAGGCCUCCCUUCCGCCUGUGGGGCCUUCCCUCCGCUCCUGGAGGUGUUAUCCUUCCGGCCGUUCGCGGAUAUGCCAUCCAGAAACCAGUCCAGCGCAGCCAAGAAGAUGACCCGCCCCCUUCCACGCUGCUCAAAGACUACCAGAACAUUCCCGGAAUUGAGAAGUUUGACGAUGUUGUAAGAAGACUCUUGUCUUUGGAAAUGGCCAACCAGAAGGAGAAGCUAAAAGUCAAGCAAGAGCAGUUGAUGAAGAAGAUUGUGGCAAACCCUGAGGACACCAGCUCCCUGGAGGCUCGAAUUGUUGCUUUGACCGUCAAGAUCCGCAAUUAUGAAGAACACAGGCAGAAACACCGAAAGGACAAAACCCAUAAGCGCUAUCUGCUGAUGAGCAUUGACCAGAGGAACAAGAUGCUCAAAAACCUCCGUAAGACCAACUAUAGUGUCUUUGAAAAGAUCUGCAAGGAGCUGGGGAUUGAGUACACCUUCCCUCCUCCAUACCACCGGAAAGCCCACCAUCGCUGGGCGACCAAGAAGGCGCUGUGCAUUCGGGUUUUCCAGGAGGUACAGAAGCUGAAGAAGCAAAAGAGGGCCUUAAAAGCUGCAGCAGCGGCAGCCCGGAAACAAGGCCAGAAGAACCUGGAGAGCCCUUCCAGAGCCGGACCAGAGGCAAUCAAAGAAAACCAAUAAAUUGUAUUAGAGUUCUGUC